Molecule: messenger RNA, 2034 nt
Organism: Pectinophora gossypiella (pink bollworm)
Lineage: Eukaryota; Metazoa; Arthropoda; Insecta; Lepidoptera; Gelechiidae
Product: synaptic vesicle 2-related protein-like
Exons: 12
Coding region: 181-1809 (542 amino acids)
Biological process (GO): transmembrane transport
Molecular function (GO): transmembrane transporter activity
Source: RefSeq, a predicted model, not a curated record
CAAACAUUGUUGUGUUGCUUACUAGAGGAGACGUUGCUAUAAUAAUUUGCAGUAAUUAUUGAAAAUCACAGGUGUCAUUCAAGUAAAACCAAAGACAUUAUAAAUUAUAACAUUAUUACAAAUUAUAACAUUUGUGUGAGGAAACGUUGCUAUUUGUAAACAAAUGUAAUCUUUUACAAAAUGUCUGGUGAAAACUAUAAAAACAGUUUAGAAAAGGUGCCAUUUGAAGUUGCACUUGAUGAAGCUGGUUAUGGUUUGUACAGCCACUUGCUAACUGUAUUGACGGGUCUGUCAAUAAUAUCGUACGUUUUUGUGAUAUACAGCAGUACCAUUAUCGUGCCCACCAGUGCGUGCGAGCUGCAGACCACGUCAGCCCAGCAGGGGCUGUUGGUUGCUGGACCUCUUGUUGGAACAGUAAUAGGAUCAGCAAUAUGGGGCUACUUGGCGGACAAGUAUGGCCGCCGCAGCAUGCUGCUCGUGUCAUUCCUAGCUGCAGCCGCUAUCAAUGGUGUAGCGAGCAUCUCUGUUAGCUGGAUUAUGCUGUUGCUCUUACAGUUCCUUGUUGCUGUGCUAGCAGCAGGUCAAUAUAGUAUACCGAUGACGCUUCUGAGCGAGUGUGUGCCGAUGGCUCGCCGUAACCUCGUGGUUCUGAUAGUAGCCAGCAUCUUCCUUCUAUCACAGGGCAUCAUGGCAGUUGUAGCGAUACCAAUCAUUUCACUCGAGUUCUCCUAUUAUCUGCCUUCUCUGGACAUCUACUGGAACCCAUGGCGGACCGUGCUGCUGAUCUACUCCCUGCCUAGCCUCAUAUGCCUGUUGUGGAUGUACUUCAUGCAAGAAAGUCCAAAAUUCGUCUUCUCUAAAGGUUCCGAAGAAGAAGCUUUGAGGAUCUUAACAUUAAUGCACAGAAUGAAUUGUAAUAAAAAUUCUACAGAAUAUCAGGCAAGUGCGUUAACCCAACAUGAUAUAAAUAACUUCCUAAGGGGUGUUACGGGUAUCCUUCACUAUUGUCAAAAUCCCAAAUCCAAAUCACCCAGCCAAAAUGAGUUGUGUAUUUUUCAGGUUAAGGGGUUACUAGCAGAAAAUUCUGAUGAAGACAAGAAGUCAAGUAAAUCGUCAUUGGAAUUAUUCAAGGCUCCUUAUCUCAAAUAUUUUGUCAUCGUGACUGUUUUGUUCGCGUUGCAACAAUCUAGUGCAUUUAAAGUUUGGCUGCCGACGAUUGCGAAUCAGUUUGUGGAAAUAAUUCAGAGUGGAGAGGGCGCCGACUUUACACUAUGCGAGAUCCUAGGAGCUUCUCAGAAUACUCCACCGAAUCCAGAUUUGCCUCCUUGCGCUUUGAAUGAAAUUGCACUUCUGAUAGUUCUUGGUGUGAGUUGUCUAACGUCACUCAGCAAUAUCAUUAUCAGUCAGGUUCUACCAUGUACCGGCCGCCGCAACAUGGUGAUAGUGCUGGCAGCGGUGUUUGGCUUAAGCGGAAUCGUCGUGAACCUCGUUCCCAACGCGUAUGGCAGUGCCUUCUUCUUCAUAUUAUUCUUAAAUGGCAUGUUACUACUCGGACUCUACACCGCCAUUGCUGUCGCACUUUUUCCAACACAUUUGAGGGCGUUGGCAGUAUCAUUGACAAUGGCGGGAGGACGCAUCAUGUUGUUUGCAGCCAUCCAGAUCCUCAACUACCUCUUGGAAACCAACUGCGAGCUGGGUUUUUAUAUCUUCGCGUCUGUACUUGCUGUGUCGGCGUUGAUAUCAUCGUUUCUACCAGAUGAUCGUUAUCUCAAGAAAUCUCAAUCCGUAGAGCACAGGGGAGACAUCUGAGAAUUCAAACUUUAAAAAAAUAAUGAGAUACUGGACACUCCGUACAAAAAUCUCAUUCUUAUCGUUUGCUGCCUAUCGCGAUAAAUGCGAGCGAGACAGACAGAGACAGCCUAUGCGACCUCCCCCUUACUCUUUAGCGGCUUACGGCCAAACUUACCUAAUUAAAACACAUAAUAACGGGUUCUUACCGCGUUUAAAGCAGGGAUAUGAGCCUACCGAUAUUUC